UGGCGGGGACUGGGUGACUCUCCUACCGUACGCCCUUUACCGGGUUAGGAACACUCCUUACACCCUGGGUUUUACUCCCUAUGAGAUCAUGUUUGGCAGGCCACCCCCUAUUAUUCCCAACCUUCGAGAUGAACUUCUUGCUGAGUUUAAAGAUCAAGAACUUUUUCUUUCCUUGAGAGGGCUCCAGAAGGCACAUGAGGACAUUUGGCCGCGCCUCCAUGCCAUCUACGAGGCUGGCCCAACCCUGACACUUCAUCAGUACAGGCCGGGAGACUGGGUCUACGUUAAGAGGCACCACCAAGAGACCCUUGAGCCGCGCUGAAAGGGACCCUACAUCGUGGUGCUGACAACCCCCACCGCUCUCAAAGUAGAUGGCAUUGCGACCUGGGUCCAUCACACCCACGUUCGGCCAGCAGACCCCUCCUGGAUCCGGAAGGACUUCGUCAUGCGAUGGGCCGUCAAUCAGGACCAACACAACCCACUCAAGCUCAAGCUACAGCGCAUUCGACCCACCUAAUAUUGGACACAGGAAUCAAAACAAGAUGGAGACUUUUCAAAAAGUAGGAUUAAGAUACCUUUCACAUGAAGAUGUCAUAUACUGGCAGAUCUGGGAACCGUUUACAAGUAAAUUAACCAGAAAUCAAGACUUUGUAAUAAAUCUGCAAAGCAAGAAGUCUGAGUUGCCAACACAAGGUGAUUCCUCCUGUCGGGUGUGGGCAGGAGAAUCUCAGGUUAUUGAAGAUGAGAACUGUGUAAUAAAGCUUCAAGGGGAGAGUUCCAAUACUAUCAAAAGUCAAGAAAUUCCAAUUAAGACUACUUGGGAUUUCUGGAAGAAAAUCUACCUGAGAGAGUCACACAAUGAUCAGAAUAGGUGUCAGCAAAUUGAUGUAAAAAAUAAACCAUCUAAGUGUGACCAUUGUGUUAUGAGAAGGAUCUCUCAACAUUACGAUGAUCAGGAAGCACACAACAGCCAGAAGGCUUAUAACCACAAUAGUUGUGGAAAAGAGUUCCUGAGGAAAUAGUUCCAACAUAGUAUAACCCACUCAGGAGAGAAACACCAUGUAUGUAGUGAGUGUGGGGAGGACAUCAGCAACAGUUCAGUGCUUUGCAUUUGUCAGAGCAUCCAUGCAGGGGAGAAAUGAGGUAGGAAUGGUGAGUGUGGUGAGGGCUUCAGU
This is a messenger RNA of Prionailurus viverrinus (fishing cat), 1175 nucleotides long. RefSeq names its product zinc finger protein 233-like. The record is from RefSeq and is a predicted model, not a curated record. Bases 372 to 1022 code for a protein of 216 amino acids. The transcript is spliced from 2 exons. Lineage: Eukaryota; Metazoa; Chordata; Mammalia; Carnivora; Felidae.